AUGACUUCUCUGCGAAACCAGCCCUCGCCAGAUGGCUCUCUCUUCCAGAAGGUGCAUGCACAUGUGCUGAAUCCAAAGUCAAUAACCAUGGGGCAGCUUUACGGCGAAUUUGAUAUGAUGACACACGAAUGGACGGACGGCAUCCUCAGCACCCUGAUCCGGCAUGGUGUAUCAGCGGGAGAGCUGGACAAAAGAUGGUACAUUUUUGAUGGGCCUGUAGACGCUGUAUGGAUUGAGAACAUGAACACAGUUCUCGACGACAACAAAAAGCUCUGUUUGAGCAGUGGUGAGAUCAUCAAGCUGACCGAAGAGAUGACAAUGAUAUUCGAAGUGGCGGAUCUAGCCGUUGCAUCGCCAGCCACAGUCAGUCGAUGUGGUAUGGUCUACCUGGAACCGGGCGGUCUGGGUCUACAACCGUUCAUAGAUUGUUGGGUAAGCAGGCUACCAGAUGCCAUCUAUGGAUACCGCGAGAAACUUAACCUGCUCUUCGCUACCUACCUUGAGGAAUCUAUAAACUUUAUCAGAACUGAAACAAAGGAGGUAAUUCCAACAACAGAUGGACAGUUGUGCUUCAACUUUCUUCGACUGAUGGAUUGCUUCUUCAAACCAUUUACUCCUACUGAGCAAUUCGUGCCAGACGAUAUCGUAGUGAAGAUUGGAGAGGCCAUUGAAUCAUGGUUUCUUUUCACUCUUAUUUGGUCUGUGGGCGCUACAUGCAAUAAUGAGGGCAGGCGAAAAUUCGAUAUGUAUCUACGAGCGAAGCUAAAAAAGAUGAAGGUCUAUCGACCCUUCCCAGAAGAAGGCUUGGUCUACGAUUACCGAUUUGAUGAUUCCGGAUUUUUCAACAUGGAGCAGAAGGAGGAAGAUGACGAGGAGUUAAAUGGACCAAAAGAAAAGAAGGUAAGUGGGAGUUACUCUCCUUGA
Molecule: messenger RNA, 924 nt
Organism: Protopolystoma xenopodis
Lineage: Eukaryota; Metazoa; Platyhelminthes; Monogenea; Polystomatidea; Polystomatidae
Source: the annotation of a GenBank genome assembly